GCUAUUAGUACUGAGCUGGAAGAUGCAAUAUGUGAAAAAGAAGAAAUGAAAACCAGAGUUCAUAACUAUAUAAGUGAAGUUUCCAGAUUUGAGACCUUGAUGGCUUCAAAGGAAAAAGAAAACCAGGAAUUGUUAGAGAAGUUCCGAAUGGUCCAUGCUCAAGCUGAAGACUGGGAAAUGAAGGCUCAUCAAGCUGAAGGAGAAAGCAGCUCAAUACGACUUGAACUCCUUUCUGUAGAUACAGAUCGGAGACAUCUUCGGGAGAGAGUGGAACGUCUGGAAAAAGAGAUUCAAGGGCAUAUAAUUGCACAUCAAGCAUAUGAAUCUCGGAUCUCCUCCAUUACACAAAAUAUGUCCAAAUUGGAAGAGGAUAUUAAACGUGAAAAUCAGGAUAAGUCUUCUGUGUUGGCGGACCUGGCUUCUGUGAGAGAACUCUGUGUGAAACUUGAGGCUAACAAAGAACUUUUAUCUCGACAGCUGACAUCCAAAAGUAUGGAUUAUGAAAAGGUUCUAGGUGAAUUAGAAGAUAUAAAUUCAGAAGUAGAGUUGCUGAAAAAGCAGUUAUCCAGCGAGAGACUCACAGUUCAGAAUCUUGAAACAUUGUUGGCUACUAGUAGAGACAAAGAAUUUCAGAACCAUUUAACAUCUCAUGAGAAAGAUUCCGAAAUUCAGUUAUUGAAAGACAAGCUAACACUCGCCGAGAGCAAACUAAGCGGCUAUGCUAGAGAGGUGCCCAUCCUUCGGAGUAAAGCUGCAGAGCUACAGACUGACUGUGAUGUUUUAAAAAGGCAACUGACGACCGAACGCUUUGAACGAGAGCGUGCAAUUCAGGAAAUGCGUCGACAUGGGCUCUCUAUGUCCUCGUUAUGUGCUUCACCUCCUCUCAGUUCCACGUUAAGGUCUCCCUCGCACUCUCCAGAACGUUCUGCCGUAAGGACGACGGAUCAAGCAGCAGCUGAAAAAAGUGUGACCUUCAAGGAAUAG
Eurypyga helias (sunbittern) is the source of this 984-nucleotide messenger RNA. RefSeq names its product centrosomal protein of 135 kDa-like. The annotation marks the transcript as partial. The record is from RefSeq and is a predicted model, not a curated record. NCBI's taxonomy places the organism in Eukaryota, Metazoa, Chordata, Aves, Eurypygiformes, Eurypygidae. The transcript has 7 exons.